Molecule: messenger RNA, 1572 nt
Organism: Sinocyclocheilus anshuiensis
Lineage: Eukaryota; Metazoa; Chordata; Actinopteri; Cypriniformes; Cyprinidae
Exons: 4
Coding region: 1-1572 (523 amino acids)
Biological process (GO): DNA integration
Molecular function (GO): nucleic acid binding
Source: RefSeq, a predicted model, not a curated record
AUGGAUCAGAUUUUACAAGGCCUCCCUAACGUGCACUGCUACCUAGACGAUAUAUUAGUGACUGGGUCAGAUGAUGAGCAACAUCUCAAAAAUGUGGACGCAGUCCUCAGUCGUCUGGAUGAAUUUGAGCUAUGUGGUCUUUAUAAGUCACCUGAAAAGGUCAGGGCAAUCAUGGAUGCACCUGCACCAAAGAACGUCACACAACUUCGUUCAUUUCUGGGACUUUUAAAUUACUACAGUCGAUUUAUCCCUAAUCUGCCAUCAGUGUUAACCCCUCUCAAUGCUCUUCUGUGCAAAGGAAAACAGUGGCUGUGGUCUCAGGAGUGUGAAGUUGCAUUCGAUAAGGCCAAAAACCUGUUACUGUCACAGAGUGUGUUGACACACUACAACCCACAGUUACCAAUCAGACUGGCCUGUGACACAUCACCAUAUGGUGUUGGCGCUGUCAUCUCGCACAUCCUCCCGGAUGGACAGGAAAAACCAAUUGCCUUUGCCUCAAGAACAUUGAGUAAAGCAGAGCAAAGUUAUGCUCAAAUUGAAAGAGAGGCACUUGGUAUUAUUUUUGGAGUACGGAAAUUUUACCAAUAUCUGUACAGGCAGAAGUUUACUUUGUUUACAGAUCACCGUCCGUUGACAACCAUCUUCAGUCCAACAAAAGCCAUUCCAUCCAUGGCUGCAGCUCGGUUGCAACACUGGGCUUUGUUGUUGGCAGCCUAUGAUUACGAUAUCCAGUACAGAGAUGGUGCACACCACUGCAAUGCGGAUGGGUUAUCACGAUUACCGCUGCCAACCGCACCUCAAGUUAAGUUGGACACGGUGGAGUUACUUGAAGUAAAACAGCUGGAUGCUCUACCAGUACUGUGUGCAGAUGUCUGUCCAUUUGAAGGACACAUGUAUCUGGUAGUAGUAGAUGCUCACUCCAAGUGGCCCAAGGUGUGUGUGAUGGAUUCAACUACAUCUGCUAAGACCAUUCAGGUGCUGAGGACACUGUUCAGCCGUUAUGGACUCCCAGAAGUGCUGGUUAGUGAUAACGGUCCUCAGUUCACUUCCGAGGAGUUCCAGACAUUUCUCAAGGCCAAUGGACCAAAUGUUGCCUCUGUGGUCGAAAAAGCUCAAGCCAAACUGUGCCGGCGAUGUCAAGUUCAUGCGAAAGAACGCACAUUUGCAGUGGGUGACAAGGUAUUAGUUCGUGAUUAUCGGCGAGGAAAGAAGUGGAUGCCUGUUGUGGUGUCAGCAAAGACAGGCCGAGUAUCAUACACUGUCGAUGUAGGACUUUCAGUUCAUUGGAGGCGUCAUGUUGAUCAAAUUUUGGCACAUCAGGAUGAUUGCGACAAUGGAGAUGAGAUUGGUCCAGAGACCAUUGAAGUCCCUGAGGGGAAUCUGACAGAUUUGUGUGAACAUCCGAUCUCAGGAGAGACAUCACGUCCUAGUCUUGAUCAAAUUCCAACAGGAUUAGCACAAUCAGAAGAUUCAGCCACUAGGGACAAUGAGGUGGUGUUACACACUCCACACAAAGAGGCUAAGCGCUAUCCUGAACGUACCAUCAAGCCUCCAGUACGGUUUAGCCCAUAA